Molecule: messenger RNA, 2167 nt
Organism: Solanum lycopersicum (tomato)
Lineage: Eukaryota; Viridiplantae; Streptophyta; Magnoliopsida; Solanales; Solanaceae
Source: RefSeq, a predicted model, not a curated record
CAUAUUCAUCGAAACCAAUACUCGUUCCCGUGCUUCUGUGUUGGAGCUGCCAUAAACCAGAAGGGUGAAGAAGACGAAGACAGCAAAUAUCUUAAGAGUAACCCCAAAAGAAUGGAUGGAUUGAGGAAGCUAGAAAAUGUACAGAAAAUUAUACAAAUGAUGGGGUCUCACGGUAUCAUUAGUUCUUCUAGCAACACCCAUAAUGCCAGCUCUCUUCGUUUUCUUGCAGAUGUAGUCCUUCUUUUGGUAUCGCGAUGCUGUGAACUUGACAUUGGUGCCAAGUGCCAAUUGAUUAUUGACCAUGUGCCAAAGUUUUCACAUGCUUUCCUGGAGGAAGCAUUGCAGUGUGCUAGUGAGCAAGGUGUUGAACAAAAGGUAAAUACCGGUCCACUUGAUUGUGGUGAUAAGAUUAUACCGGAUCCAUCUAAAAUGGGUUCCGAGGAUAUGCCAAUGAUUGGGCUUGAUGCUAUGCAACGAGCUAAUUCUACUUUAGAAGAUUUUUGCAGGUCUUAUUUUAUGUUUCACAAAAUGGAUCCUCACCAACCUCAGUCUAUGUUCAGAUACCUACCGAUACUUUCAUUUACUGAAAGUUACAUUUAUCAGUUGGAUAAUUUAAAUGAGAAACUGUUGCAGCCAUCAGUGGGGAAGGACCAAUCAUCAUAUCGUGAAUACAGUGUGGUAGUACUACAGGAAGAAAGCUGGGAGCUUACAUAUGUGAGAAUGAUGACCAAUGAUCCGUUUAGACCUCUUUCUAUUUUACUUCAGCAGCAUGGGCUUUUGACAGACAGGGUAAGAGAAGAGUUUAGUGGUGGAGUAGAAUAUUGGUCUCUGGAGAGAAAGCUGUGUCAUGCACUUGGGAUUAAACGAGAGAUUUCAGUUGAAGAUGUCAUGAAGGCAAUUCAUCUGAAGUCCUUUGAUUACCGGGUGCUGAAUCUUCUGUUGUAUCAACUGAGAGGUGAAAAGGUCAAUGAUAUUCAUAUGGAAUUUUUGAAGAUAUCGGAGUUCCUUGUGGAGAUAUCCGAUGACUUGUUUGACUAUGAGGACGAUGUGUUAGAGAAUAGUUUCAAUAUUCUGCGCAUGUUCAACGGAAUUUAUGGGGCUUCUACAGCACCAACCAUGCUGGCAAAAGUUAUAACUGAAGCUGAAGAGAAGUAUGAUAGUCUUUUGAAAGCUCUCGAUCCCGUGCUCUCUCUGAAGUAUCAGAAGAGAUGUGAAGAAGCUACUAAAGAAGGCGGGAAGACGUCAGGUCCAUCUCUUGGAACAUGGAGUAUACCUUCUGUUAUUGAAGACGAGGAACUAUAUCGAUCUGAUGUUUUGAAUUCGAAGCCAUCACAAAAUACUUGACAGCAGUCCAUCCCUACCAGCCAGAAACCACAAUAAUGGCAGCUGAAACAACGUAAAUCUGCAUAAACGAAAACAAAAUAAGACCUCAUAGAGGUCAGCAUCUAAUCCUCCUCUAUAGGCUCGCUUCUGAUUAGCUAGUUGGGUAGUAUUAUUCAAGAUUGCUACUUUAAUGUUCUACAACUAAACAACAAUAAAUCUAGUGUAAUCCUACGAGUGAGGCUUUAUGUUCUACACCUCUUUAUUAAAAGAGAAAAAAACACUAGGUCAUUUCUUCCUCCCUUCUGCCUAAGCCUUGGCGACGGAUUCACCAAGUACCUGUACUAGUGGAAGGUAACAUGUACUCCAUAGAAUAGUCGUGGUGCACGACAAACUAGUCUGAACACCACCAUCACUAGAAAAAAAAGUUUAUGUUUGUUUAUCAAAAAAGGUGAAAAGAUUUCUUCUUCAUGUUCUAAAACCAGGAGUUAUGGUAUUUUGAACAAUUCUUGCAUUGUUGUACAUUAUUUAUUUCGUUGUGUUGGACACAGAUUAUGGUAGAAGGUCACAAAAUGCUUUGUCUUGCUUUACCAUGGUUUCUUCACUUCCGAUUUUUCCUUUUCUGAACUGCUUUGAUUUCCUAAGAUAAGGGUUAAAGUCUGUGUUCACUCUACCCUCCCGAGACCCCUCUUACGGAACUACACUGGAUAUGUUAUUAUCGUUGUACAUUAUUUAUUUGGAUUUGGGAACAAAUGAUAAUAUCCACUGGUGCUGGUGUAAAAAUGAGGACACUCAACAUGUGAGUGAAGAUGUAAAAUUUAUGUUUGUAUGCAAAAUAUUCUUUGAA